Messenger RNA from Prunus armeniaca (apricot), 540 nucleotides. The record is from the annotation of a GenBank genome assembly. Lineage: Eukaryota; Viridiplantae; Streptophyta; Magnoliopsida; Rosales; Rosaceae.
AUGGCACAGCCCGCCGAGGAGCUCAAGACCAUAAUCCUGAACGAGGAAUUCCCCGAUCGGUGGGUGAAGAUCGGCACCAAUCUGGACCCCGACCUCCGAAGGCAGUUCAUCGACUUCUUACGGCAGCAUGCGGAGGUCUUCGCCUGGUCUUAUGACGAUAUGCCCGGCAUAUCACCCGAUGUCAUCACCCACAAGCUCAGCAUCUCCCCCGCCCACAAACCAGUCAGGCAAAAGCGCCGAUCGUACGAUGCCGAACGGUAUGAGGCGAUGCGUGCCGAAGUUGACAAGCUCAAAGCCAUCGGCUUUAUCAGGGAAGCUACGUACCCUGUUUGGCUUGCCAACUCAGUCAUGGUUCGGAAGGCCAGGGGAGGAUGGCGAAUGUGUCAGGACUAUACCGACCUGAAUAAGGCUUGUCCGAAGGACAGUUUCCCCUUACCGAGGAUCGACCAGCUCGUCGAUGCCACCGCCGGGCACGAGCUGCUCAGCUUCAUGGACGCGUAUUCAGGAUACAACCAGAUCUUCAUGGACCCCUGCCGAUAG